Molecule: messenger RNA, 1053 nt
Organism: Blepharisma stoltei
Lineage: Eukaryota; Ciliophora; Heterotrichea; Heterotrichida; Blepharismidae
Source: the annotation of a GenBank genome assembly
AUGGUAAAACACCAUACAAACCCGAAUACAACUAGAAGGCCUGUCAGGACUCUCAAGAAAAAAGUGCCUAAAAUUCCUGAAAAGGCAUCAAAAAAGGAAAUUCUGGUCGUUGGGGACAAUAAUUCUGAUCCAAAAUACAAGCUGUUCGAGGCAGCUACGAUAGGAAUUGCGAGCGAUAUAGAAAAAGGAAACAUUUUCCUUGACCAACUAGAGCAGCUUUCAUGGACCUACCCUGUUCUGAAAAGGACACCCUGUCCAUUUCAAACUUGCCCCAAGUGCUCACAGCUAUAUGAGGCAAAAGAUAAGCUCCCUAUAUGCCUCCCAUGCGGCCAUACUUUUUGUAAUAAUUGUUUGAAAAACUGUUUAAUUACUCCAGGACGAGGGCUGUGCCCGUUCGAUAACAAAGAAUUUUUUUCGUUGAUCGAUUUUUUACCAGUUAAUUUUGCCCUAAUCAUGGACAUUGAUGAAGCUCCACAGCGCUGCUCAAAGCACAGACUGAUAUUAAUUGGUUACUGUCGUGAUUGCAGUAAGUUAAUAUGCGGCCGCUGCAUGUUUGAGCACACAAAACAUGACUGUUUUGAUGUAGACUCUGACGAAGCCAUCAAAAGAGCUGACUACAAUUAUACAUUAAUUGCCACUUUAGAAGCAAAUUUGAUAAAGCAAAAAAAUAUUUGGGCAGAGGAAUUUGAAAUGAUGAAAAAAUACUUGGGCCUGAUCGAGCAAUACAUAAAAAAAUAUGACGAUGAAAAAAUACUCAAAGAUAGGCUAGCGAUGGAUAUCGGCAUAAAUGAUGAUAGAAUCAUAACACUCGUAGUCGAACUGAAGCACUAUUUAAACGGAGAGUUGAGAACACUCAUGAAUAAAAUAGCGGAAUGUUUAGCAAAGCAUGUGAGGAUCUUAUCAGAUCUUAAGGAAAACUUUAAACAGAUGACACUUUUGGAUAGGCUUUGCUUGUGCUUAGAGCAUAACUUUGAUCUAAACGCAGAGCCAAGCUCGAUAAGCGCAGUUGAAAAACUUUACAAUGCACUUGAACCUGUUGCGGAAAGAGCAUAA